Microtus ochrogaster (prairie vole) is the source of this 5284-nucleotide messenger RNA. RefSeq names its product chromosome X CXorf38 homolog (gene CXHXorf38). Lineage: Eukaryota; Metazoa; Chordata; Mammalia; Rodentia; Cricetidae. The record is from RefSeq and is a predicted model, not a curated record.
AAAGACAGAGUUGUUUUCAUAUUGCUCAGGCUGACCUUGAACCUUCUAGGUUCAAGUGAUUCACCUGAGUACUGGGAAGACAGGCAUGUCCCACCCUUACUUUCAAAUGUUCUUAAUACAAAAUUUAUACUUUUAAAAUUUUUAAGAAAACUUAUGAAAAAUGAGAGAAGGAUAAAUGUUAAUGUAGGGUUUUGUUGAAGUUUUCAUUUGCUUUGAUGGGAUGGCGUAUUUGGAUUUGCUUUGGAUGGGUUUAAUAUUGAGGUUAGUAAGACCAAAUUAAGAGAUACCUGCCUGCACUGUAUUUUGAGUCUUCAGAUCACCAGAUCUGGUCUCUGUUUUUUAUAAAUUGUCCCCACUUUCAGCUAGCCAGUGAUUUGAUAAAAUUCUUUGUCCAAUAAUAUAAACUGAUGGAUAAAAGGGCAUGUUUACGUCACUAUAACGUGAGAACUAGCACUUACCAAGAGCUUACUGUGUGCCAGGCAUCAUACUAAGUGUUUCCAUGUGUAUAAAUGUCUCUCGUCACACUGUGAGGUAAGUAUUAAUAACCUUACAGAUGAUAAACAGAGGCACAAAGAAGUAAAGUAAUUUAUUAGGAUUAAAACUAGAAUUAGCUAAGAUCAAACUACAAAAACUUGGUAGUUUGAACCCAGAACUAGUGCACCUUAACACUACCUAUGCUGUGAGUCUUAGAAAGCCUUCUCUGUUUACAGCCUUCAUUCAAGGUCUUUUGAUUACACACAAUUUCAACGCGUUUUCCAAGCUAAAGAACUUCACUAAAAGCAUCUAAAACAGUGACUUUUUCUCACAUUAUAUUGAUAAUCUAAUGUAUUCUGACAGCUGAAAUAACCGUGGUGUACAUCUGAAGGCUUCAGCUUGUGACUGUGCAGCCCUCCCUCCAAAUCCAGGAAACACGUUAUCUACGUUAUCUACGUUUGUCUCGCCAGGUGCUCCAAUUAUGGAGAUUCUGGCCCUAGUGUCACUUUAGCACGUGCCGGGGAGCACACAACAGAAUAGACCUGCGCAUCACUCAGAUGGCAGGCGUGGUCUAUUGAUGUCCAGGAUUUUCUGCGGUUGUUCUAUGGCUUUAGGAACUAGUUAAUUUUCUAGAAUUGCAUAAUGCAAGGAAAUAUGUCAUUCAAGAAAUGUGCCUUGAGUACUCCAUCUUUACAAUUUAAGGAGUCAAAGCAGGAAUCCACACAUCAUGGGUGGUUAGAGGGCUAGCAGGAUUUUUGGGGAAAUGAGAAAGUUUAAUCACAGAGGCUGCAUCUGAAUGUUUCAAGUCCACAAACCUUAGGUGGUUCCUUUAAGAAGUGGAGGAGCUGCAGCUUCCCGGAUGUGGAAGAAUGGCCCGCCUCUACCGUCUGUCACAAAUUGUAUUGUGGUACUCAGUGACGCUAAGCAACACCAAUGGUGGGAAAUAGUUUCUGGGUGGGGCUGCGCCUGCGCCUCCUGGAAGCUCCUCCAACGCGCUUGCGCUGUAGGAACUUCCCAGGGUUCCCUGCGCAUGCGUACUGCUGCCAGGCCCCCCACCUUUCUCAGCUCAGGGCUGAGACAUGGUGCUGUCAGAACUAGCGGUGCGCCUUAAUUGCGCUGAGUACAAAAACUGGGUGAAGGCUGGACACUGCCUGCUGCUGCUGCGCAGCUGUCUGCAGGGCUUCAUCCGCCGCGAGGUCCUCUCAUUCCAUCGCGAGCUGCUCGCUGCAGUCCCUGGCCUUGGUCCCCACGCCAUCUGUCGCGGUGGUUCCCGGUGCAGCCCGCGCGCCCGCCAGUUUCAGCCUCAGUGUGUGGUGUGCACAGAAUGGAAACGUGAGAUCUUGAGGCAUCAUGUCAACAGAAAUGGAGAUGUGCACUGGGGAAACUGCCGGCCUGGCCUCUGGCCCGUGGACGCUUGGGAGGUAGCCAAGGCCUUCAUGCCUCGAGGACUGGCAGACAAACGAGGACCUGAGGAAUGUGAUGCAGUUGCUCUUUUAAGUCUCAUCAAUUGCUGUGAUCACUUCAUGGUUGAUCGGAAGAAAGUCACAGAGGUAAUUAAGUGUCGGAAUGAGAUAAUGCACUCUUCAGAGAUGAAAGUAUCUUCUACAUGGCUUCAAGAUUUUCAGAUAAAGAUCCAACAUUUUCUGAAUGAAUUCAAGAAUAUUCCAGAGAUUGAAGCAGUACAUUCCAGAAUAGAACAGCUGUUGACAUCUGACUGGGCUGUUCACAUUCCUGAGGAAGAUGAACGAGAUGGGUGUAAAUUUGAAAUAGGAAGUUACUUGAGUGUGAGCCAAAUCCAUGAAAUUGAAAUGGAAUUGCUGAAGGAAAAACUGCAAGAUAUGUAUCUUCAAGCAGCAGAAGAAGAGGUGUUGCCCGAAGAGGUCUCAAAUCGACUGGAUGCGGUGAAAAAGUUUUUGAAAAACAACACAGACCUCAGAAAUGGCCUUACAGAAGACAUGCAGAAGCUAGACAGUUUCCAUCUACAGCAUCAAAAACAAAUUUCAAAGGAUACUGAGAGUCAGACACCUGAAAGGAAGGCUUGAGGUCAAUGGCAUUAGACUGCUUCGGUCACCUUUGGACUUUACUGUAUUCCCAAAACUGCCUACAAGAAAUGCUCCAUGCCAAGGCUCAGCAAAGAUGAUUUCGCUCCUUUACCUGAUCAGCUGCCUCCCAAGAUUGAUUCUGCAGAGAGUGGGUGGAGAGAGAGACUGUAUUCGGCAUAUAUUUUGAAUGUAGAACCCAAAUGAACGUAAAUGUGCCUGCAGCUUGGUUAUUUCAUUUCCUGGUCGCUAUUUGAUUUUCAGUCUUAUGUUUUCUUUCUUCCUUCAUUUGUUCUCCCUUCUCAAGUUACUUGGGAAGACUUCAAGAGUAAAACAAGAUUUUGUACUUAUUUUGCAACUUUGCCAAAGCAAAAAAACAAACUAAUGAAAUAUCUCCUCCCUUCUAGUCUGGGGUACAAAACAUGAAAUCUUGAUUCACUAACCCACGAAGACCUGGUUUCUAAGUGUAGAAAGUUUAAGAGCUGAACUUUUCAUUCUACACCCGUGUCUAGUCAGUUUGUCCUUAUCAAUCCAACACACAGUUAUCAAGAGUCAACCCUGUGCCAGACAUUGAAGUAGAUAAAAAUAUAAAAAAUGGUGAAGUCAUAUCUUACUGCUUUUAUCUUCCACUCUGACAAACCAAAGGUAUUGUUCAGAAAACAAUUGAUGUUCACCACAGCAUUGAUACCCAACCACUAGUAGAGAGGACCUACCAAAUAAGGCAUAGAACAUCUGUACUGUGUACUAUGCCACAUAACAGGUAGAAUAAUCCCAUGUUACCUUACAAUAAUGUGAAUUGCCUAUAAAACAUCUAAAGUCAAAAAACAGCUGAGAGGGUGGGAUGGAACUCAGUGGUAGGGCACUUUCUUGCCCAGCAUACAUGUUGCCUUGAAUUAGAUCCCCGCUCCACUGCCAAAAGCAAAUAAAUAGAAAAGCAAAGUUUUUAAUAGCACCUAGCAUGCUACAGUGCUGUCUGUAUAAUAACUGAGGUCUGGAAAGUCUGUCUGCUGUGUUACGUCUAUGAGAGGAUUUGGAGCUGCAGAGUAGUCAGAAGAAAUUUAGCUUUUGUAUUUUGUAUAUUCUUUUUAUAAUAAAUAUGUACUUAUGUAUUUUGAAACUUCUUACUACAGUUGUUAAUUUUGAAACAAGACACAUGAGUAACAUAUCUUAUUGCAAGCCUUCGGUGUUAGAUUCCAUGUAAUUUGUUGUAGCCUCCUUUUUAUGUCUCCACCUCCAAGGGUGCUUCCAAAUCCUAGCACCAGGGCAAGAAGCCCAGGAAAAACAUUGCCUUCUGUCUUGGCUGCCGUCAUCUCCCUGUGAAAUACCUGUCUCCAUCCAAAAGUACACUUUGCCCUCAGCCUCUCCCAGGGACACGGGUGGUCAAUAGUUUUGAAAAGAACUUGUAGAGAAAAAUGACUAAGUCAUUAUAGUUGCACAGAUAACGUGGGUCCUUAGUUUAAACCUUUUUCUUUAGUAGGAAGUUCAUAGAACCUGAAGAAAAUGUGACAUAUUAAACUCUGUAAAAACAUCUGAAUUCUAGGAAAUGACUUAAGGGGUGGGCCACCCGUACUAAUGGAAAACUAGCUCUGCUAAAUCAGAGGGGGUUGCUGGCUUCUGAGAGCAGUGGGAGAGCGCUGAGGAUGGUUUUAUAUUCCUAAGGGUGGGAGGAUUAUGCCCGAGAGGAUUGUGAAAUGAUUGCUACUCUAAUACUGUGAAGAGUUUGUUUUUAUUGACAUACUGGUUACUUAACAUGACUUUAAACACUAGUAUCCUAGUGCUAAAGGGCCAGCUGUCCUAGGUGGGCAUGUUAGAAAUUAGAAAUGAUUGCUACUCUAAUACUGUGAAGAGUUUGUUUUUAUUGACAUACUGGUUACUUAACAUGACUUUAAACACUAGUAUCCUAGGUGCUAAAGGGCCAGCUGUCCUAGGUGGACAUGUUAGAAAUUAGGUAAAUGAGCUGAGUGCUGCAUCAAAUUAGAGAGGAGAGUUGCAGUCUUUUCGAUCACUUCUCUAGGCAUUUGGCCUCUGACUUUAGAAAAUGAUCAGCAGAGAUUACCUCCUUUCCUUUGCCAGGGUAAUUAGAAAUUUACCUACUUGGAAAAGCCUUCACUUGACAGUGUCUUUUAAUUUCCAGAAACUUCUCAACCCCAUGUUCUAUUAUAUGCACAUUAGUGAUGACCUUAGAACUCUAUAAACUGAGCCCUUUGUGACAGGUCUUUCUAAGGUAGGUCUCUAUUACUUUAUACUGACUUUCAGAAAAGCAGGGUCGUUUUUAUUUCAGAACCUGUGUGGCAGGCCAGCCUCCAAAGGUGACCCCUCACUAUCCUUACCUUCUGUAUUCCACAGUUAACCAGGGUUGGUUUGUGAACAUAGCAGAAGUGAUGAUGCAUCACUGCAUGUGUAAACUAUAACAGUAAGACUCCAUCAUCCGUCCUUUGCAAACACCACUGUGGGGGAAGCCGUGCUGUGUCUUUUGGAGAUGUCUACAGGAGGACAAGGAACGAAAGACGGCAAACAAUCAUGAACCUGGAAAUAGAUAUUCCAGCCGCAGGCUAUGCUUCAGAGACCACAAAAACUGUGAGACAGUCUUAUUUUAAACUGUUAAAUUAUGGGGCAGUCAGUUGAACAGCGACAGAUAAUUGUCGGCUGUCCUGUAAUUUAUUCCCUACCCUUCACCCUCAUAUUUAGAAUGUGAAAGUGACUUCCUACAAACAAGACUAAUGCUUGGAUGCUGCGUGAGAUGAACUUUUCCUGUCUUAGCCAAGAGCUGA